Messenger RNA from Aspergillus pseudoviridinutans, 1002 nucleotides. RefSeq lists its product as uncharacterized. Gene Ontology annotation, molecular function: peptidase activity. The record is from RefSeq and is a predicted model, not a curated record. The transcript has a single exon. The coding region runs from base 1 to 1002 and encodes 333 amino acids. Lineage: Eukaryota; Fungi; Ascomycota; Eurotiomycetes; Eurotiales; Aspergillaceae.
AUGACUUCUGUAGCGCCCAGCAGCUCGUUCUCCCUCUCCACUCGUCUGCUCUGCUACCUGGGUCCUCCGUCCGCCCUUCUGCUCAUAGCCACCACAUCUCCAAAAACCGCCCUUCUCUCCCCUCUAAGCCUAGUCCCAACAGCCGUGUUCUACAAGAAAUGGAGAAAACGCAGCAGAGCGUCUCCCGCUCGCCACGCGGAUUUAGAACCACUCAUCUGGACCUUCACCUUGAGCGGCACCCUGGGUUUAGCCGCUGCAGCGGCUGUCCAAAUGGGAAUCUGUCAAGCCGUCAGCGCUGUCCUCUUUUCUUCUGAAGAGCUCCGCACUGAAUUCGGGGCUGAAUUUUCGCGUACGACUGUUGCUGGGUUAACAGAAGAGCAACUUCUUCGUCGUGCUGAAUUAGCUUCUUCAUGGCAGAACUGGGUUUUCAACGGCGCUUUGACGUAUCUUGCCGCUGGACUAGUCGAGGAACUCCUGAAAUACAUCCCAGUCAUCUAUGCGCGCCGAAGAGACACCAAGAAAAAGCAACGCCGCGACAGGGCGUACAUUGACUACGUCCUUGCCAGUGCAUUAGGCUUCAGUGUCGUUGAGAACAUUGGGUUCAUUUAUUCAGCCUGCGAGGGAGGCCAGGAGAGCUGGCCGAAAUUACUGCUAACAUUCGUCGAGAGAGUGGUCCUGGGCCAACUAGGGCAUCUUUCUGUGGCUUGCUUGACGGCGCUGCGGGCUACGCGGAGGGAUUAUCAUGGGGACUCUUUAGGACUGUGGGGAGUGAUUGGUCCCGCGAUAUGCUUUCAUGGGACGUAUAAUUUUGCGCUCAUGAGUGCCAGUGCUAUGGAGGGGAAUGUGGGUUGGAUUCAUCCAAACGGACUGCGGAAUUCGGUGUUAGUCCUCGGGAUGGUUUCGGGGAUGAUUGGGUUGGCUGUUCAGAAGGUGCAACAGGAGUGGAGAAAGGUGCAGAAGUAUGAGCACGAACAUUCGAAAGAUGGCGAGAGUCAGAAGUAG